Molecule: messenger RNA, 2806 nt
Organism: Brassica napus (rape)
Lineage: Eukaryota; Viridiplantae; Streptophyta; Magnoliopsida; Brassicales; Brassicaceae
Product: pentatricopeptide repeat-containing protein At3g22470, mitochondrial-like
Exons: 1
Coding region: 1-1272 (423 amino acids)
Molecular function (GO): protein binding
Source: RefSeq, a predicted model, not a curated record
AUGGCUUUGAUAGAUCAAAUGAUGGAUAACGGAUGUCGACCCAAUGAAGUUACCUAUGGUCCUAUUCUAAACAGAAUGGGUAAGUCAGGCGACACUGCCUUGGCCUUGGAUCUGCUCAGAAAGAUGGAAGCUAGAAAGGUCAAGCCUAAAGUAGUCACAUACAGUAUCAUUAUCGAUAGUCUUUGCAAAGACGGCAGCCUCGAAGAAGCACUCAGCCUUUUCAAUGAAAUGGAAACUAAAGGGAUCAAAGCAGAUGUCACUACCUACAACUCUCUCGUAGGAGGCUUUUGUAAUGCCGGUAGACAGGAUGAUGGGGCACAGUUGCUGAGGGAUAUGAUUACAAGGGGAAUCACCCCGAAUGUCAUCACUUUCAGUGCUUUGAUUGAUAGUUUCGUGAAAGAGGGAAAGCUUAAAGAAGCUAAAGAAUUGUACAAUGAGAUGAUCGCAAGAGGCAUACAUCCUGAUAACAUUACAUAUAAUUCUUUGAUAUAUGGGCUGUGCAACGAAAAGCGCUUAGGUGAAGCCAACCAGAUGAUGGACCUUAUGGUUAGAAACGGAUGUCAUCCGAGUACCGUGACUUAUAGUAUCCUUAUAAACGGAUACUGUAAGGCGAAACGGGUUGAUGAUGGGAUGAGACUAUUCCGCAAAAUGCCUCUGAGAGACGAUACAGUCACUUAUAAUGCUCUCGUCCAAGGCUUUUGUCAAUCAGGAAAACUUAAUGUCGCCAAAGAACUAUUCCAAGAGAUGGUCUCUAUUAGUGUACCACCCAGUGUUAUGACUUACGGUAUAUUGCUCGAUGGGUUGUGUGACAAUGGAGAACUAGACAAGGCACUGGAAAUACUUGAUCAAAUGCGCAAGUGUAAGAUGGAACUUGAUAUUGGUAUAUAUAAUAUCAUCAUUCACGGGAUGUGCAAUGCAAGCAUGGUCGACGAUGCUUGGGAUCUGUUUUGUAGCCUCUCCCUCAACAAAGGAGUGAAGCCUGAUGUCAAAACAUACACUAUAAUGAUUGGAGGAUUAUGUAAGAAAGGCUCACUCUCUGAAGCGGGCAUGUUGUUUAGGAAAAUGGGAGAGGAUGGGAUUGCGCCUAAUGAUUGUACGUACAACACACUAAUCCGAGCUCAGCUCAGAGGCAGUGACAUAAGCACUUCAGUUGAACUCAUUGAAGAAAUGAAGAGGUGUGGCUUCUCAGCAGAUGCUUCCACCAUAAAUAUUGUUAUGGAUAUGUUAUCGAGUGGUAGAUUGGACAGAAGCUUUCUAGACAUGCUUUCUUGAAUGCCUCAUCUCACUAUGAGGCAGCGGCUUUCGUGUUUACGAGUUAAUUGGGUUUAUUAGUUGAAACCAGUUUUUUUGUUGCGUAAAAGUACAACUGGAGUUUGUCAAGGGUUCAUUGUGGGUUCUCUGGUUUUGUCAGAGAUAUCAUAGGCAUUGCUUUGCUCUGUUUAUAGUUUACCAAAGGCUUCUUGGCUUAGGAAAGGUUUGGAAGAAUUGUCAAGUUAUUAUUAACCACAACUGAGCCAAACUUGCGAGAUUAGUGACUCCUUGGAAGUUGGAAGAGCUCCCAAAGUUUAAGAAUCUUCUUUAAACUGCAUCUUCUUUAAGCAAGUUCUUCUUUACUUGAGCUGCAUCUUUUCCUUUUGACUAUUUUCAUCUGCAUACUUUGCUUUCCUUGCAACGUUCUGAACAAAUCUGAGCAUUUGUUUUGGAGAUUGGCUUCCUGGUACAUGUGUGUGCACUGUGCAUUGAAAUGAAGUUUACAUGAUCUGUUUUAAAACCAGCUUAUUCCAUUACUGUCUAAAUGCCCUUCUCUUAGGUAGACUUGAAACAUAACAGUAAGACAUAUGUGUUGUGUUUAGCUGCAAUGAGCAUUGAUAUGAUGAAUGUUAUUGUCUUGUCCAUGACAUGUAUUAUUUUCUUCUCGAAUGUUGUUGGUGUUGAAGAAACUUUUCUCUGCUGAUUCAUUUCAGGUUUCUUGCUAAGUUAUAUGUUAGUGGCUUGAUGUUGCAGAACGAUUGCGUAAAGACCCGUUUUUGGCGGUUUACUGAGAUGUAACUAAACCCGGUUUUUAAUUAUAUAAACAAUAGCAAAAGUCUGAUUGGUUGUUAGAUGACCACAUCAUUAAUCUCAAUGAUGUUCCCAUGAAGAAUAUUAAUCACUUGAACUGGUUUGACCCAAAAAAGUUCACUUGUACUGGUUUUGUAUUUCUUAAAAAAAAUGGAACAUGGUUUGGAUAGUUGAUUAGCUAAUCACUUUCAGAUAUACUAGAUCUUUGUCUGUGUUACGUCCAGAUUAUGUAUUAAAAAACUUUUCUUCAAUGAUUUCAUUCGCUUUAUAUUUAAAUAGAGUUCUACAUAAUUUGAAAUCAAUAAACCGAAAAUGUCCACAACAUUAAAAGAUAGAAGUAGUUUUUUUCAAGUGUUAGAAAAAAGAGAUAGUUUUUUUUAUAUAUUGUUGUCUUGUUAAAUUUAAGGUAUGCUCUGCUCUUUUGUGUGUGUGUUUAUAUUGAUUCUGAGUAGUUUAAUUUGAUUCAUUUGGUUUUUUUAUGAAGCUGCUGAUAACAUCAAUGGGUAGGGUUGAAAGAAAAUAUUGUCCUUGUUGGUAAUGCAAUGAAUGAUACCGAGCACGUCCCAAAAUGAUACAGUCAGAUUAUAAUUAUAGUUUUGUAGACUAAUUUUUAUAUGUGCUAAUUGAUGAGAAAUGGACAUUUACUAAUUUAUAAACACAUAAGUUGAGAAACAAAUUAGGAAAAGUGAGAAAUUGAAGUAAUAAUUAGUCGUUUUACAUAUAAAUUUCAGUAUUUUGAUUCACC